This is a messenger RNA of Notolabrus celidotus (New Zealand spotty), 3637 nucleotides long. RefSeq names its product carboxy-terminal domain RNA polymerase II polypeptide A small phosphatase 1-like. Gene Ontology annotation, molecular function: RNA polymerase II CTD heptapeptide repeat phosphatase activity. Lineage: Eukaryota; Metazoa; Chordata; Actinopteri; Labriformes; Labridae. The record is from RefSeq and is a predicted model, not a curated record. The coding region runs from base 296 to 1084 and encodes 262 amino acids. The transcript is spliced from 7 exons.
GGCUUUAAGACCGGGGCGCCUUGAAACCGUCCAGUUCCAUGUUAGCAUGGUGAAAUGAUGAACUUCUUCACGAAACAACUUUUUAAACAACUAUUGAGACGUUUUGAAACUUUGCAUUUCUAGUGCUUUAGUCCACACAGCUGCGCGUUGAACUGUUUUAUGUUGUUUCUACAUUUUGAGCCAAGUAUGCGCGUUUGCGGACAGGGAGUGGCAAAAUAUAAAUACAUCUUUUGCCAUAAAUCCUCGAAGUAAGUUCAUUCAGCAACAACGUCCUUGUGUUGGAGUGACGGAUCUAAUGGACCAUUCGCCGUCGAUAAUCACGCAAGUAACUAGAGACGAGGAGGAAGACGCGACUUGUCGUGAGGAAGUUUCCAUCGAUGUCUCCCCCUCAAAGAAGCCCCGCAGCAGAGGCCUCCUCCACAGUCUCUUCUGCUGUCUAUGUCACCAAGAAUCAGAACCGCCUCCAGUCAAAAACAAUGCCCCCCUGCUGGUGGAGGAAAAUGGAAGUCUGUCAAAAUUUCCAGCUAAACCACUGCUCCCACGGAUGAAAUCCAAUGAUGCGGGGAAGAUCUGUGUGGUCAUUGAUUUGGAUGAAACACUAGUGCAUAGCUCAUUUAAGCCCGUGAACAACGCUGAUUUUAUCAUUCCAGUGGAAAUUGAUGGAACAGUUCACCAGGUGUAUGUGUUAAAGAGACCCCACGUCGACGAAUUCCUCAAGAGGAUGGGAGAGAUGUUCGAGUGUGUUUUGUUCACUGCGAGCUUAUCCAAGUACGCAGAUCCUGUGUCAGACCUGUUAGACAAAUGGGGGGCUUUCCGUAGCCGUCUCUUCAGGGAGUCAUGUGUUUUCCACAAAGGGAACUACGUAAAAGACCUGAGCCGUUUAGGAAGAGACCUCAACAAGGUCAUCAUCAUCGACAACUCUCCAGCCUCCUAUAUCUUCCAUCCUGACAAUGCAGUUCCUGUUGCGUCCUGGUUUGACGACAUGUCAGACACCGAGCUCCUCGAUCUUAUCCCCUUCUUUGAGAGACUUAGCAAAGUAGACGAUAUCUAUGAUUUUCUCCAGCAGCAGAGGACUUCAAGUUAACAGACACAGGACACUAGGAUGAAAACCAUCACCAGCGGCUGUCGCCACGGGGCCACGGAGGCUGGUGGGCCAAAAGCUCCACGCUGCUUCCAACUACAAGGACCACACUGCAAAAAAUGCCCGUUAUUAAAUCUCAUAUUCGUACUGUUUAUUGCACAAAAAGGCAAAAGAGAUCCUCUGAUGAGACUGAUGCUUUAGCAUCGAAAAGUCCACCAGGAUGAAACAACAGUACCUAAUCUCAGUCCUAGAUUUUCUUUCUGUAUCGCUACUUUAACGCUGAAUAUGAGAUCAAAUGACUUCUGUAGAUAUCUUUGCAGUGCAGCUAGUGCGUUGUUGUUGUCGUAAUGUGACAGCAGUAACCUAUGUAAGUGUGCUGUAAGCCUAGAUUGUGUGAACAGUUGUUCAAUGCCAUUUUACAAAUGAACCACAUCAGCCAUUUCAUGUCAGUAUCAUGUAGCACUCAACAGAAGACAUGCAGACAUUCACAGCUGCCCCUUAAAUCAGUGUGUGUAGUAGAAGACAAUCAUUAACUGUAGAGGAUUAUUUGGGAUUAAUAAUUCCUGUAACAUGUUGUUUACGACUUUAUGAAAAGUUUGAUCAGCACUUAUGACAUGCCCUCAGAAAGCUUUGAACAAACACUGUUUCUUGGAGGACAUCAGACUCUGAAAACACCACAGCUUUCUCCUUCAGAUUGAAAAAACUGGAACAUGGGAAGUCAUAUCUAGAUGUGUGUUGAUUGUAGUUUUUACUCACUACAUUACAGAUGAUUAAGAACAUCUAAUCACUAAACUCAGUCAUACUGGAAUCUAAUGAUCACCAUUCUAUUUGUUAUAUUCUUUCCAGUGUAGUCACAACACAUCGUAACCUUGUUUUCCAUAAAUCAACAACACACCUGCAACAGAUCUGAAAAACACAAUGAUUCGACGUGAAACUCAGCCUUGUUAGAUUUCUCUUCACUGAUCUGACAUUCACAAACACAGACCUGCCCAUGCAUAAAUGGUCAUAUCACUUCUGUACAUAUCUUGAUUUUAGUCAAUCAUUUUGUUUGGUUUUAAUGUUGUUUUAAUUAAUUUUAUUUUUAUCUUUGAGUUUUUUUGAAUCAGCCGCUGCAGUGAGGGGCUCAUCAGAAAUGUAAUUCUGUUAAUGUGUGCAGGAGGAGGCUGCAACGUCCACGGCAACUUGAAGGGAUAUUUCAGGACUUUGAAACCUUGGUCUUAGUUUUUUAUUUUUGCAUAAAUAGAUAGUUUGGGCCCGCUUCUGUGAAACAGGCUGUCAUGGCUGCUACACAAUCUUUUGAGCAAAUGUGUCUGAUCAUAGUACGUCCACCAAAAGUGCUUUUUUUUGCCACAAAGAGGCUCGGAUUGUCAUAGAAGUGUCUGACAUUGUUAUUGAAUGAACCCUUACAAAGAAAGCAUUGAAUUGCUGUCUUUGAGACACCAAACUCCAUUUGAAAAAGCUCAUAUUUUGCAGAGCGUCACGGUUAAGAGGUCUGCUCUUAUGCUUAUGUGACUUAACACUUAUGUGGUUGAGUAAGAAUGAUUUAAGAUGCAUUGUAACCUGCAUGUCAUUCCCUCUCUCUUCCCUGCAAAGAUGGUCAAAACCUGAUCUUUGUAAAGGGAUCUCAGGGUGCUGGUUGAGCUCAUUGGUGAAAUCACACACCCGAUGUACAGAGACCACAGUUCAUGAAGCGGCAGCUCCACCCUCUGUCAUUCCCACUCUCUUGCUUCCCUGCACCCUUCUAUCCACUCACCAAUGGCGUAAUAACUGUGUACAAAGGCCCUUUAGUUUCAAUAUUUUAAGUGAUCACACUCAAAGUAAAGUGUGCCUUCAUGUGGCCUGCCUUUCUUAAUGAUGUCAGAUAAGUUACACAAUACUCGGAGCCUGUCAGAGCCUCAAACUAAUCUUUGCUGGACCUGCUUGAAUCAGACACAUCACUGUGGAAAAACAGCCUGUCUCCCUGCCGACUGAGACAAUCUACUAUGACUCUAUGUUAAUGUGCCUUAUCUGCUAGUUCUUUAACCAAUGCUACAAAAAAGGGCCUGGUUUUAAAAGUACUGACAUUUCUCUUCAGUUAAGUUUGCUGUUUGAUUUCAAAGCACACUUUGAUGAAUACUUUCAGCAAAAGUUUUUUGUUUAUAGGAUUAACGUGUAACAGCAUUAUCAGCCUGUUUCUUCAGUUUCACAGGGGAAACUUGAACCAGACAUGUGCUCCAGCCCUGAUUGAUUUUGCCUUGGCCUGGAGUGAGUGUGUGUAUCUCUGUAUGUGUGUGUGUGCGUGGGUUUCUGUGUGAUUGCGCCCGUGUGAGUAUUUACAUUGUUUUAAGAUUUAAAAAAAGAUACUUUGGCAAUAUGUGAAAACCAUAACCUGUCUUUGAAUAAUGAUUUAACUUUUUUACUGUAUGCAACAAGAGUAUUAACCUUGUGACUCAAGUAAAGAAACUGGUUUAUGUAAGUGAGUUUUUAAAAUUGCUGCUGAUUAAUGUUGAGAUUGAAAAUACCACAACUAGAGAUAUUUUUCAUUGCAUCAAUAAAGCAUGUUUUAUUGAAACAGGU